AUGGCGGGGAAGAAUGUGCUGAAGAAGAAGGGAGAAGUAAAGCUCAUGACAAUUGGAACGAUGAAUCAUAUCAAGUUCAUGGAUCGACGUGAGGUCAACAUCUUGACAUCCAUCCACUCUGGCGGUAUGAGCGACACGGGACGGGCAGACAGAGCCACCCGGGAGCAGAUCAUCAAGUUUGAUGUGGUGAAGGACGACAACAGGUUUAUGGGAGCUGUCGACUGGUCGGAUCAGAUGGUCCAGUACAACUCAUUUAAGCGGAAGACACGGAAGUGGUGGAAGAAGGUUUUUUUCCACUUCUUUAUGUUAGCAGAGCUCAACGUCUACUUGCUGUACAAAGAGUCGACUGCACAGCCCCUCAGUCACCGUAUGUUCAGGCAUGAGCUGGCCAAGGAGGUGGCGAGACAGAUUAUCCCUCCAAAGCCUUCAAGACGCACCAGCCUCCAGCCUGGAGAUUCUUUACUACAUCGUCUUACAGCCAGGCACUUCCCCAGCAGAGUCCCUCGUCAUGCUGGCACCGUAGAGCAACCAGGGAAUAAGGUCAGACCUGCCACUCGACUCUGCGUUGUUUGCACCACCAACACUGGAAAGAGGAAAGCCCCGGGUGACAGUCGGAAGAGGAAAUAA
This is a messenger RNA of Aplysia californica (California sea hare), 627 nucleotides long. RefSeq names its product piggyBac transposable element-derived protein 4-like. The transcript has a single exon. NCBI's taxonomy places the organism in Eukaryota, Metazoa, Mollusca, Gastropoda, Aplysiida, Aplysiidae. The record is from RefSeq and is a predicted model, not a curated record. Bases 1 to 627 code for a protein of 208 amino acids.